AUGUACUCCAACAUUUUUAAAGUCUCUUUAGCUUCCGCUUUCCUUUUGGCAUCUGAUGCUUUUCCUUUGAAUAAAACUGAUGCUAGUAUUGAGGUCGGUGCUGGUUUAGGUGCUAGUGUUAGCGGUCUUGAUGCUACCUCUAUCAUUGGUGAAGCUACUUCUAUUGUUGGCACUGUCUACAGUGAAGCUACCUCUAUCAUCGGCAGCUUCACUGAGCUCACUACUAUUGUUGGUGGUUCUGAAGGAGCCACUACUAUUAUUGGUGGUGUUGAGGGAGCCACUACUAUUAUUGGUGGUGUUGAAGGAGACAUUGGUGUUGACGGAGCUCUUACUGAAAUUAUUGGUGAUGUCACUACCGUUGUUGGUAUCGCCACCUCUGCCGCUGGUGUUGUUACCUCUGCCGCUGGUGUUGUGACUUCCGCUGCUGGUGUCGUCACCUCUGCUGCUGGUGUUGUUACAUCUGUUGCCGGUGUCGGUACUUCUAUCCUUGGACAAGGUACUUCUUUUAUUGGUGAUGAAGUUAGUGAUGUUCUUGAUGGUAACCUUGGUGGUGCUCUUGCUGGUGUUGGUAAUGAAGUCACUGUUGCUGUUGGUGAUGUCACUACUGUUGCUGGUGUUGUUACAUCUGCCGCUGGUGUUGUUACCUCUGCCGCUGGUGUUGUUACUUCUGCUGCUGGUGUUGUUACCUCUGCUGCCGGUGUUGUUACCUCUGCUGCCGGUGUUGGCACUUCCAUCGUCGGGCAAGGUACUGGUCUUAUCGGAGAACUUGUUCCAACUGGUGGUCUUCUCUAA
This is a messenger RNA of Saccharomycopsis crataegensis, 792 nucleotides long. RefSeq lists its product as uncharacterized. The record is from RefSeq and is a predicted model, not a curated record. Bases 1 to 792 code for a protein of 263 amino acids. The transcript has a single exon. Lineage: Eukaryota; Fungi; Ascomycota; Saccharomycetes; Ascoideales; Saccharomycopsidaceae.